Molecule: messenger RNA, 3077 nt
Organism: Orbicella faveolata
Lineage: Eukaryota; Metazoa; Cnidaria; Anthozoa; Scleractinia; Merulinidae
Biological process (GO): biosynthetic process
Molecular function (GO): catalytic activity
Source: RefSeq, a predicted model, not a curated record
AGCGGACCGCGCGCGGAUGGUCAAAUGGGUUAUACUGAUACCUUAAAAGCGUUUUCUUCAGACAUUCGCUAAUUUAAUUAUUUUUGGUUGUUAGCAUCGCGAAAAGCGACGAGAGAAAAAAUAUGGCGAGGGGUCGAGAAGCGCCCUCCCUCACUACACUCCUUUUCUAAUCUGUCUCGCGCCCUUCGUACUACUCUCCAACUAUACGGACGCCUGGAACCGGAUACUCAAAAAAUCCCCCCAAAACGAACAAACGAAAAUUUUGCCAUGUCGUGGAUGUGACAUGACGUUUGAAAAAACAUUGACAGUUUGGCCGGAGGACCCCCGGAGCAACUACUUAUUAUGUUCCGUUGACGUCUUCAUCGUUGGCCAAAGAUCAUGAUUUUCUGAGCUGAACGUGACAAAUCAAUGACUUCCGCAGUUGCUUAGUCUCUCACCAGUCUCUGACCUCCUCUACCUUUACCGGGAAGUAAUCCGCGUAACUGAUGAUUACCACUGAACGUGACAAGGAAAAACGUACUUACUGAGUGGCGUCCUUUCUGGGAAAAUAAUCACUUAAAUCUGCAUAGUCAUGGAACAUAACAUUACACUGGGGAGAAGGGAGUUUAUAACCAGGUUUUGUGCGCGUCUGAAAACUGCAUUUCUAAAUUAUUUUGCUCUAUGAGUAACUUUUGAGUAGACAAACGUUCUGUUGAUCUUUAUAAAGCAACUGUUAAAGAGCAGGAUUUAAUUUGAAAAAAUUAGCUCCCUUAAGAACUCAUGAUCAGUGUAAGUAAACAGUAUUGUUUCUUGGCAAAAGAGGAUAUUGAACGUUACGUGUUCCGCUCUGAGUCACUAAGUUUUUGUUUUUCGCCGAAAAGUGUUUGGAAAACCGUAAUUUAACCGUUUCCGUGUUGAAAUUAUAUAUAAUCCUGACUUGACCGGUUCACUUGAUCAUUCAGUAGUUCGGUUCGGUUGUGACUUGAUCAGUCAAUUCUCACCUCUUCUUUAUCCUGACUAGAAUCACUCUCUGCAAAGGCAAGUUGACAGGAAAGAUGUCCAGAAUAACGAUGCUGAAAAGCUUCCUCAAGCCACGAUUUCUCUCUCGUAUUUCGAGACGAUUUGAAUCCCAGUUACAGUUGAAACCAGUUCCCGUCUUAACGCGCCCAGAGCUGGAAAAGAAGCUCAACAUCCUCUUUUUCGCAAACAAGCAUAACAGCCUCAGCCAGAGAAUGGCUCUGGAGUUAAAGAAGAGGCAACACACUAUCACUGUGCACGAAAUCGACGAUCCACAACAGAUGAUUAGUUUGGCUUCAGAUGCACAACCUGAUCUCAUCCUUUGUCCAUUUCUCACCAAAAGAAUUCCACAAGAAAUAUUUUCCAAUUCCAACAUCCCUUGUUGGAUCGUCCAUCCUGGAAUCGAGGGCGACCGUGGUAUGAGUUCCAUAGACUGGGCCUUGUAUGAUAAAGAAGACGAGUGGGGAGUGAGCGUUCUUGAAGCGGCAUUGGAAAUGGACUCAGGAGACAUUUGGAGCUCUAAGAACUUUCCUGUUAGGCGACAAGACAUCAACACUCUGACCAAGUCGAGCUUGUACGUGAACGAAGUGACACAAACAGCUGUGAAGGCAGUGUUAGAAGCCAUUGACAAUCUCUUAGACGGAACAGCACCCAGACCUCUUGAUUACAACAAUCCACAUGUGAGAGGAACUUGCCGACCAAACAUGACCAAGACUGACCGCACUAUCAACUGGGAAAUGCCAGCAGACGAAGUAGCUUGUCAGAUUCGCAUGUCUGAUUCAGCGCCAGGAACCACCGGCUACUUUCGAACUAAAGAGGGUGCUGAAGACUGGGGAUGGACCAAGGCGUUUCGUGUCUUUGGAGCACACCUGGAGAAAGGAAGAACCAAAUUUCUGUCUGGGAAACCUGGUGAAAUAUUGGGCCAACGUCACGGAUCUGUCCUAGUCAAGUGCGGCAGGGGAGCCGUUUGGGUGUCACAUCUGAAGAGAGAUAAGCUGAAACUUCCCGCCACCAUGUGGAUAAAAACCAAUGCACCAACCUUAGCAGACCCCACUCUGUCAGUCCCGCAUGGCUUCCACCCCAACACAAGUCAGGACAUCUGGACAAGCAUGACUCCAGACGGCGUCUGCUUCGUACACUUUGAUUUUUACAACGGAGCCAUGAGUACCAGCCAGUGUCAGCGUCUGAUCUCCGUUCUGCGUAAGGUGGAAGAAGAUGACUUUUGCAAAGUGAUGGUCCUCAUGGGCGGCAAUGACAUGUUCAGUAAUGGCAUCCACUUAAAUGUCAUCGAAGCAGCACAAGACCCAGCACAAGAAUCGUGGAAGAACAUCAAUGCCAUCAACGAUGUCGUGCGUUGCAUUUUCACCAGCAAAAAGAUCACGUUCUCGGCCUUACGUGGGAAUGCUGGCGCUGGUGGAGCCAUGAUGGCUCUAGCCAGUGACUUUGCCUUUGCACGUGAAGGAGUGGUGCUGAAUCCUCACUACAAGCUAAUGAAGCUUUACGGUUCGGAGUACCACACCUACUUCCUUCCGAAGCGUGUUGGCCAGGAAAAGGCGAGCGAGUUGUUGUCCAAUGCUGAACCUAUUCUGGCCUCAGAAGCCGCUGAAAUUGGUUUCCUGGACGGCUGCGUGGGAGAGAGCGCAGAAGAGUUUGAAGGCUGGAUUAAAGAGCAGGCUUCAUACCUUGUCCGUCCAAGUUUACAGAAGCACUUUGUUCGAGAAAAGAACAGAAAAGCAAGCAAGGAAGUGUUGUGGAAGAUAGAAGAGUGUCGCUCAAAUGAACUGGAAAUAAUGGCCAGAAACUUUGAGGAUCCCCAGUACCACCACGCCAGGAAGAACUUUGUGUAUCAUUAAAACAAAUUGACCAAAAUGAGUUAACAUUACUGAUUAGUGAGUGCUUGCCAGGCCAGUGCCAAUAGCUGUUCAAUGACGGAAUAAUAUAUUUUAAUUAUACUUUACUUAAGAGGGAAAACUGAGGUUUUCUGCUUCUUUGUCGACAGGAUCCCCAAGUCGAUCUUUUUAUCAUUGUGUGCAUUUUAAUUGAUACAUUCUGAUUAUUGAAGAAGCUGAAUGUUUUAUUAC